AUGUCCAUAAAGGGAAAUACCGAGACACAUCACGGUCUCGAGCAUCAGCAGCCUAAAAGGCGUAAACUAGCCCAUUUAUCUGAAACAACUCCUCAGGAUGAUGAACUGCCAUUCGUUCCACUCUUGGACGGCAAGGAGAGCUCAUCAUUGGUGAAGCGCCGUCAUGAUGCGUUUACAGACUUCUGGUCCGUCCAAAGCCAGAGAAUUCAGGAGAUUCUUAGCGAGCUUGACUCCAAAGCCGUGAAAGAUCUUGCGGACUUCAUUAAGCAAGCGGGACCUGAGAGUUACGAGAACCGUAUUCCAUGUGGAAUGAUUACUUUAGGAUCCAAUAUAUCUUCAAUAUCGGGGCUCCUAGACCGGCUUCGUAAGCGGAUGCAAGCUGACUGCAUUGCGCAAGUUGCAGUAAUCGAAGCUGGAGACGCUGGGAGCCUAAAAAAUGUUCUGAAGAUCCUCAUUCGGAAUAUUUUAUCCGACAAUAGCGUCGAAGAGACCGAUAUUAACUCUGCUUCCGGCCAUUUGGGCCCGAAACAUCUCCCAUACGAUUUGGAGCUAUUGCAUGGUUACGUACAGCGGAACACGGGGCAGAAAAUAGUCGUUGCCUUCAAGGACAGCGAAGCAUUCGACCACGGUGUUCUGAGCGAUCUGAUCUCUUUGCUAUGGUAA
Coccidioides posadasii C735 delta SOWgp is the source of this 663-nucleotide messenger RNA. The record is from RefSeq and is a predicted model, not a curated record. Lineage: Eukaryota; Fungi; Ascomycota; Eurotiomycetes; Onygenales; Onygenaceae.